AUGCCCAUGAACAGUGCAACAAAUCUUUCCUGUUCGGACGAGGAUAUUCGUUUCGUUUUAACAGUCGCAUUAAUUGUCGGUGGAUGGUCAUCCAUCGUCACAUGUGUCUUAGGCCUAUUAGCGAAUACAUUUUCAAUCAUCAUACUCGCUCAACAACGCAUGAGAUCCUUGUCAACGAAUAUAUAUCUGAUCGCUUUAGCUGUCGUUAAUUUCCUAUGGUUAGUUUUCUUUCUUAUUUUUUACGCACUUCGAUUAACUAUCAUUCUCCCGUCAUACAUUUCGGCAAAUGAUCAACAAAUUUUCAGUGUGUACAAUCAAAUGUUUCAUCGAUUAUCACCAUACAUAAUUCCGUCGAUGAAUACUUUACAGUUAUGCAUUAUUUACUAUACUGUUGCCGUAUCGGUCGAUCGGUACUUAUAUAUUUCAAUGGGCUUAAAUGUGAGUCAGUAUUGUACGAUCCGUAAUGCGUUACGAAUUAUUUUCUCGUUAACUAUAUUCGCUAUUCUAUUUAUCUUACCGUAUUGGUUUAAAUACCGUGCGGUGACCUAUUUGGAUUAUCAAAAUCGAACACAUUAUGAAGUAUCUCACACAAAACUCGGCCAACAGAAAAUCUUUCAACAAGUAAUCAAUGUCUACAUCUACGUUCCUGUUGUUCAUGUUAUUCCAUUGAUAACACUGUUGCUCAUCAAUAUUUUGACUGUUCGUCGAUUGAUCCAGUAUCAUGAUGAACACCGCCGUUUACUAUGUCAAUCGAUUCGACAGAUGACGAUGAUGCAAACAAAAGUCCUUUAUUCUCGACGGCACUUUCAUGUCUCUAUUAUGCUUAUUGCUGUUGUUGUGUUGUUCCUCCUUUGCCGCCUUCCGAUGCUGAUGAACAAUCUCUACGAAGUUCACAAUUCGACCAAGAACAAUCGAUUAACUGAAGAUAAUCUGUACUUUCAAUGUCGAAUAUUGUUGACGUUCAACACAUUUGCGAACUUCAUGCAGACGAUCAAUUCCAAUGGAAACCUAAUCAUUUAUAUACUUUGUUGUCAGAAUUUUCGCGAAACAACCCGAGAAGUCUUCGAUAAACUCAUGAAUUUCUUUCGAUUACAGUCUAACGAAGGUCUAUUAUCAAUGAUACACAUACGUUCGAGAACAAGCACACGUUCAACUGUCACAUGA
Adineta ricciae is the source of this 1164-nucleotide messenger RNA. NCBI's taxonomy places the organism in Eukaryota, Metazoa, Rotifera, Eurotatoria, Adinetida, Adinetidae. The record is from the annotation of a GenBank genome assembly.